This is a messenger RNA of Lactuca virosa, 1077 nucleotides long. The record is from the annotation of a GenBank genome assembly. Lineage: Eukaryota; Viridiplantae; Streptophyta; Magnoliopsida; Asterales; Asteraceae.
AUGCUCAAAAGCCAGCAUUUAAAACAGAAGGGUGGCGGCAGCAGUGGUGCACCACCAUGGGAUAAAUCACACUUCUCACCCUCCCCACCAUCCACCGACCAGAUAUCCCCAUCUCCAUCCAAGGCCUCCACCUCCAGCUUUGGGACUUCUGAAGUAUCCACCAUGAAUUCCAGUUGGACAAAUGAUGAUCAUGAAGAAGAAGAGUUUGAAUAUUCCGUUUGUUCAGUUUGCCAGAAUAAACGUCCAAGUACUCGGUUAAAGCAAUUAGACUUCAAUUACACCGAACUCUACCAUGCUACUGAUGGUUUCUCUUCAGACAACUUUCUAUCAGAAGGAGGAUUCGGUUCUGUGUAUGAAGGAGAGCUCAAUAUCCAUGGUGGAUUAAAAGUUGCUAUCAAACAACAUAAAGACGCAAGUUUUCAAGGAGAGAAAGAGUUCAAGUCUGAAGUUAAUGUACUCAGCAUGGCUCGACACCCGAAUGUGGUCAUGUUGUUGGGAUCAUGCUCAGAAGGAACACACAGGCUGCUUGUUUAUGAGUUUGUCUGCUUUGGCUCACUUGACCAACACUUAUCAACAGCUACGGAAAAUCCGAAUCCACUUACAUGGGACAAGAGAAUAAAGAUCGCUCUCGGAGCCGCAAGAGGUGAUUUUGGUCUAGCAAGAACCGGUUGUGAUGAUACAGAUGAGACGAGUGUGGUUGGGACCCUUGGGUAUGUAGCACCGGAGUAUGCCGAAUGUGGGAAAGUGUCAAGAAAGACAGAUGUUUACUCGUUUGGUGUCGUUUUGUUACAGUUGAUCACAGGUUGUAAGACAAAAGAGAAGAAGUUUGAUGGGAAAACCCUAGUUGAAUGGGCAAGACCGCUUCUGGAAGAUCAGAAUUAUCCAGAUUUAAUUGAUGAGAGGAUUGUUGAUUCCCCAGAUGUCCAAGUCUUCCAGUUGUAUCUUAUGGUACGACUAGCAGAAGGUUGUCUCAAGAAAGAUCCUACCAAGAGAUAUACAAUGGCAUAUGUGGUGAAGCAAUUAGAACGCAUUAUGGGAGGGAAUAAUACAAGCUCCAGAGACGGAAGGAAAUGUUAA